UCAGUAUCUACAGGAAAUUGACAAAGUACCACAGCACAGCACAAAAUGUGGUGGAGAGUUCUCAGUUUGCUGGCUUGGUUCCCCUUACAAGAGGCCUUUCUGACUAACCACAAGGAAACCAUCACCGUGGAAGAAGGCCAGAAUCUCACUCUGAAAUGUGUCACUGCUCUGACCAAGGCUGCCUCCCUCCAGUGGCUGACUCCUUCCGGGUUCACCAUUUUUUUAAAUGAGCGUCCUGCUUUUAAAAAUUCCAAAUACCAGCUUCUUCAUCACUCAGCCAAUCAGCUCUCCAUCACUGUGCCCAAUGUCACCAUGCAGGAUGAAGGCGUAUACAAGUGCCUACGUUAUAGCAGCUCCGUGAGCACAAAGGAAGUGAAAGUGAUUGUGCUAGCAACUCCUCUCAAGCCAAUCCUGGAAGCUUCCAUCGUCAGAAGCCAGAACAGAGAAGACCACAUUGUAUUUAAAUGCUCCACCACGAGAAGCAAGCCCCCUCCUCAGAUCACCUGGCUGCUGGGAGAUGGCACGGAGCUCUUCAGUGGAGCCCACCAUGAAUUUGAAACUGAUGGGAAGAAAUGUAACACUACCAGCACUCUCACGGUCCACACCUACAGCAAAAACUCAACUGUGAACUGUGUUAUCCGACACAAAGGCCUACAGGGGAAGAAACUGGUAGCACCCUUUCAGUUUGAAAAUUUGGUUACUGAUGAAGAGACAGUCUCGGAUGCUCUCGAGAGAAGCUCACUAUCCUCUCAAGACACUCAGCAGCCCACUAGCACUGUCUCCGUCGUGGUGGAUUCUAGUACAUUAGAGACGGACAAAGAAGAGAAAGAACAAACCACUCCGGCCUUUGUUUUGCCCACUGAAGCAAGUCCUCAGUAUUUGGGAGUGGCAAGGAGGAAAAGUGGCAUCCUGCUGCUUACGCUGGUGUCCUUCCUCAUUUUCAUUCUCUUCAUCAUAGUCCAGCUCUUCAUAAUGAAGCUGCGGAAAGCACACGUGACGUGGAAAAGAGAAAAUGACAUUUCAGAAAACACACUAGAAAGUUACAGAUCGAGAUCAAAUAAUGAAGAAACAUCAUCCCAGGAGAAAAAUGGCCAAACUUCCCACCCUAAGCGCUGUAUGGACUAUAUCACGAAGCUCUACUCUGAUGCAAAAACAAAGAGGAAGGAAAACACACAGCAUUCAAUGUUAAAAGAAAAGCACACUCAGAUACCAGAGAGUAUCGUGUAG
This is a messenger RNA of Otolemur garnettii (small-eared galago), 1227 nucleotides long. It is a transcript of the gene CRTAM, whose product is annotated as cytotoxic and regulatory T cell molecule. The record is from RefSeq and is a predicted model, not a curated record. Gene Ontology annotation, biological process: positive regulation of natural killer cell mediated cytotoxicity directed against tumor cell target; cell recognition; detection of tumor cell. Gene Ontology annotation, cellular component: plasma membrane. Gene Ontology annotation, molecular function: signaling receptor binding. The coding region runs from base 46 to 1227 and encodes 393 amino acids. Lineage: Eukaryota; Metazoa; Chordata; Mammalia; Primates; Galagidae. The transcript has 10 exons.